AUGGACGAACGUCAGGAUAAUAUAAUACGAUGCUGGUUGGAAGAUAUGGAGGUUAGAUAUGGAGGCUGGUUGGAAGAUAUUGCGCCGAGUGAUACAGAAGAUAAUGAAGAGGAAUGUAUUACAGAGCUAAACCAUGACUCAGAAACAGAGCAAGAAUAUGAAAGUAGCAUAGAAGAGACGGAAGAAAGGAGCACAGAAGAGAGGGUAGAUGAAGACAUGGAAGAAAAUGUGGAGAAUAGUUUUUCAAGCGACGACAACGUUCCUCUGUGUACUUUCUCAAACUACUACCAGUCAAGAAAUGGCAAUCGUUGGAACAAAACACCACCACCGUCAUCAAGAACUAGAUCGCACAAUAUUUUAGUACAACAAUGUGGACCAAAAGGUAACGCUAAAAACGCCCAGUCUCCACUGUCUUGUUUCGAGCUAUUUUUUGACGAGGCACUUUUGAGACAAUAUUGUUCAAUCAAAAUAUAA
Molecule: messenger RNA, 474 nt
Organism: Parnassius apollo (apollo)
Lineage: Eukaryota; Metazoa; Arthropoda; Insecta; Lepidoptera; Papilionidae
Source: the annotation of a GenBank genome assembly